UCAGACUCGCUCUGACCAAGACUAAGCAGUUACACAGUGGGUAUCUAUUCUUGACCACACGACGAAGGAAUCUCGAGCCAACAAAGAGAAGUUAAUGAUCGUGCAGAUCUUAUUGCAGCCAAAUCUUCCUCUUUCCCUAUUUAAUCAUGCAUUUUUAGAUUGAAAAUGAGAAACAUGUAGCAAGCAUGUUCUUGAGUAUUGCUAUAAAAUCAGUAUUUAAAAAAGAAAAAGAAAAAAGACACAGAUUAAUCUGUCAGGCCCAGCACAAUAAGAUUUUUUGUCACCAGCCCAAUAAGAUAGUCUCUGUGUUUAUUAUAUAGAUGCAUGCCAUGCAGCGCCCUAAUUUUUCAAAGUGCCUCUCAUUCAUCGGAUCCGGCGUCUCAAUGGAUAGCUCUACAUUCGACCGCGGAUGGGUAAUGGUCAUGUGGGACGUAGAGGAUUUAUCAAUCCUUAAUCGUCUAGAUCCUGAAUUGGUUAAGAAGAAUAUCAUGUCCGAUCUUGAUGAUCAGGGUUUUUUUAGUGGUUUAUCGAACAUCUGGGCGGUCGUUGAUGAUAAUAUCCCCAAAACUUUGAGAGAUAUAUAUGAAAGCGCCGGAAUCUCUACGACACUCGUUCCCCAAGGAAAUAAACAUGCGAGAGUUCACAGUAUGUCAGUGUCAAGUCUUACCUGGGCACUGAGAGAGCAAAAUAACCGAUCAACUUUGAUUAUUCUCUCAGAAAACAUGAAAGAAGACAAGCAGUUUACAAGUGUUGUUGAAGCCUUUAAAAAGAAAGGUAAUUACAAUAUUGUCAUCCAAGAUCCUAGGAGCCUAUUAGAUAAAUGUGUUGGAGUCCCUGUCCACAAAACCAAUAAACGUGUUGACGUCGACAAAAGCAAUAACUGUGUUGACGAAAUCCCUGUCGACAAAAGCAAGCAUGGAUACCGCGGACAAAGGCGUCGUCGUCUCUCAUCCGGCGUCUCUAAAUUUGUCAAUAGCUCCGCUGAAAACAUGUUCAGCAGUAUCUCCCAGAGUAGAUUCGCUUGGAAAGACACAGACAUCUUCUGGGACUUCAAGGAUUCGUCAAGCCUUUAUGAACACGAUCCUGUUUUGAUUUAUCGUAGUAUCAAAUCCGCUCUUUGUGAAAAGGGUUAUCAAGGUCAUUGGCAAAUACGUGCAUUCUUCGUUGGUGAUGAGAAUGCCCUCUCCAAAGAUUUGAUAGAUAAGUAUAUAGGCAGCCGAAUCUGGCCCAUUCCCUUACCCAAAGAAUCUGCGAUUGUUCAAGUAAUGAUACUGAGAAUUCUUGAUUGGGCACGGCGCAACUGUGGUAGACCAUCCAAUUUGAUUAUACUCUCAAGUAACAUCAAAGAAGAGAAUCAGGUCGCAAGUGUUGUUCAAGCUUUGAGAAAGAAAGGUAAUUACAAUAUUGUCUUCCAAGAUCCUGCGAGCCUAUUACAUCAAUGUCUUGUAAACCCUUCCCACCAAAGCGGAAGAGAGCCUACGGAAAAUGCAACUCUUUAAUAAAACAGGGCCAAAGUAAUUAAUUAUAUACUAAUUUUUUUAGUGAA
Molecule: messenger RNA, 1546 nt
Organism: Arabidopsis lyrata subsp. lyrata
Lineage: Eukaryota; Viridiplantae; Streptophyta; Magnoliopsida; Brassicales; Brassicaceae
Exons: 5
Coding region: 321-1499 (392 amino acids)
Biological process (GO): regulation of gene expression
Cellular component (GO): peroxisome
Source: RefSeq, a predicted model, not a curated record